UUUCAAUUUUUUUUUUCUUUUUGUCUUUUUUCUUACUUUCUUUACUUUUUGGCUUUUCCCUUUAUUUUUUUUUUUCUUUUCUUUUCUUUUUUCUUUUUUUUUUCAUCUAACCUAUUAUUCCUAAUCAAUGUCUGGAUAUCAAUCGUUUCCUGUUUUAAAUCAACAAUUUAUAGUUGAUAAAAAGUAUUCUUUUAUACGUGAAAUGGGUCAGGGCGCUUAUGGUGUUAUCAGUUCCGCAAAAGAUACUACUACAGGAGAACAAGUUGCCAUCAAAAAGGUUUGUCGUAUUUUUGAAAAAACCAUUUUGGCAAAACGAGCUUUACGAGAAGUAAAGUUACUUAAACACUUCAAUGGACAUGAAAACAUUACUUCUAUCAUAGAUAUGGAUAUUGUCAAUUUACAGGACUUUAAUGAAAUAUACCUUGUACAAGAAUUGAUGGAAGCUGAUCUUCAUCAAAUUAUUCGAUCUGGUCAACCUCUUACUGAUGCUCAUUUUCAAUACUUUGUUUAUCAAAUAUGUCGUGGUCUUAAAUAUAUUCAUAGUGCCAAUGUGCUUCAUCGUGAUUUGAAACCAGGAAACUUAUUGGUAAAUGCUGAUUGUGAACUCAAGAUUUGUGAUUUUGGUCUUGCUCGUGGUUAUUCAGAUAAUCCAGAUAGUAAUGUGGGUUUCAUGACAGAAUAUGUUGCUACAAGAUGGUACAGAGCUCCCGAAAUCAUGCUCAGUUUCCAAAGCUAUACCAAAGCCAUUGAUAUGUGGUCUGUUGGAUGUAUCUUUGCAGAAAUGUUAGGUGGUAAACCUUUAUUCAAGGGACGUGAUUACGUGGAUCAACUCAAUCAAAUCCUAGGCAUUCUUGGAACUCCUGAUGAAGAGACUUUACAACGUGUUGGUAGUGAACGAGCUCAAAUGUAUAUUCGUAGUUUACCUCUUAUGCCUCGUAUUCCAUUCCAAAAUUUGUAUCCAAGAGCCAAUCCUCUUGCUAUUGACUUGUUGAAUAAACUUUUGGAAUUUGAUCCUUCAAAACGAAUUACUGUAGAAGAAGCUUUGGCACAUCCUUAUCUAAGUGCAUAUCAUGAUGAAGAUGAUGAGCCUUCCCAUGUACAACAUUUUGAUUUUUCCUUUGAAGUGGUGGAUUCUAUUGAAGAAAUGAGAAGAAGUAUUGCCCAAGAAGUGAUGUCAUUCAAAUCAAACAAGGAUGGAGGUCAAUUAUCAGGACAACAAACAUCUAUUCUCCAACCUCCUGUGUAUGGUUCCAAUUUGCGACGAAAGGAAAGUAUGUCGGUACAAGAUCGUGAAACUUUGGAAAGAAGCAAACAAGCUGCUGCUCAAACAAGAAAUCGAUCAGAAUCCAUGGGUCAAGAUAACUCUGUAGCUGCCUCUGCUGUUGCCAAUCACUCUUCUAUUCAACAUAUGGAGGUCGAAGAAUUGGAAAGAGAACUUAGUGGUCAAUAGUCCUUAGUAUAGUUUCAUUUAUUUAGUUUAGUCUUCUUAUAUAUAUAUAUAUAUAUGUAUAUCAUCGUCGCUAGUAUUUUUUUUCUUUAUAUACAUUGUUCUUGUCAUUCGAAUUGUA
Halteromyces radiatus is the source of this 1568-nucleotide messenger RNA. Its product is annotated as MAP kinase. Gene Ontology annotation, cellular component: nucleus; cytoplasm. Gene Ontology annotation, molecular function: MAP kinase activity; ATP binding. Lineage: Eukaryota; Fungi; Mucoromycota; Mucoromycetes; Mucorales; Cunninghamellaceae. Gene Ontology annotation, biological process: protein phosphorylation; intracellular signal transduction. The record is from RefSeq and is a predicted model, not a curated record. The transcript has 13 exons. The coding region runs from base 128 to 1450 and encodes 440 amino acids.